GCCAGUUCUGGCUGUGCUGCAGCCUUGCGCGGCUUCACGCCCCCUUCUUUUUUUCAUCGUCGUUUGCGCGAGAAGUGCGGAAGGCGCCAUUUACUCGUGCUUUUGGUGUUUUGUGAGACGAAACGCGGAAACAAAUGUGGCGGCCGCGCUGCGUAAUUUGCUGGGUACCGGGAACAUCUCGAGUGCCCAAAUUCCGAGUCGUUACGUAUCCCGAAGUCUUCGAUGGACGAGACGAAAACACGCGAGUUCUGAAAGUAAGCGAUGAUAUAACAUUGAACCUUCAGCCGAGCUCGAUACUUCAUGAAGAGUUCUUCGUCCGUACAUAUCGCAAUGGAAUUCCGGAGCAUCAAUAUUUCGACGUACGAGCCUUGCAACAAAAUUUGUAUCACGAUGAAAGGCAUCUCGCAGCAGUGAGGCUUCACGAAGAAGAUGGGACAUUGAGAGUGGAAGGCGUUGUUGGACCUAAUUUGAAGAUCAGACCUCUUGAGACCACAGAGCGCUCCCAACAUGGCCGCCAAGCACAUCUCGUCGAAAAUAUUGAAGACACCGAUUCUUUCGAAGUCCAUGGUAAAGUUACCCAAGAUGACAUUAGUAUCGCCGAGCGUGCCGAAGGUGGUUUCGAUUCAUCUAAGUUUAGCGUCGAGGAAAUUAAUCCGGAAGUGAUGGUAGUGUGUGACAGUCGGUUCCGGAGGCAAUUUCGAAAUAAUGAGGACUUUAUUUAUUACAUGAUGACAACCUUUGUAGUUGUUAACAUACGUUAUCGCGGGCUUACUGCUCCAAAAGUGCGCUUAGUCUUAUGUGGAAUCGAACUCAGUAACUCGAAGCAGGAAAGCCUUUACUAUAAGUACAUCGGGGGUGAUGAAAUAGACGCCUACCAGUCACUCCAAAAACUUGUGAAGUUUGUCACGGAGAGGAACAAUACAUACGGAUUGUAUGACUUGGUAUAUUUUGUAACAGGGCAUGACAUGGUUGCCGUAUACCAAACAACAAGAGCGCCCAGUCUUGAGGGCUACGCUUUUGUUGCGUCUGCUUGCACUGACAACCGGGAGCAGCUCGGUGAAGACAAAGCAUAUACUUACAAAGGUAUUCGCAUCAUGGCACACGAAAUGGCACACACGUUGGGCUGCACGCACGACGGUACGCGGGCACCGGGUCUUGUGAAAGCCUUUACACCUGAUGCUCUACGCUGUCCAUGGGGAGAUGGCUACAUCAUGAGCUAUGAACAGGAAGACAGCAGAAGCAUGAAGUUUUCUGACUGCUGCCGCUAUGAUAUUGCCCAAAUGUCUUGGACGCCUGAGGGAAACUGUUUGCACAGAAAUGAUUCCAAAAAAGUGGCAGAAAACUGGGGAAAGCGUUACCUGUUACCCGGAGACUUCUUGAGCCUAAAUAGGCAGUGCAAAAUUGCGUACCCAUAUCUUACUCGAACGUACUUCAUGACGAAAAUGAAAAUGGGAAUAACGCAGUGCAAAGGUUAUUGCUUUGUUCCGGGAAAGCAGUACAAUGCAGCUGACCACUACUGGCCUCUUCUAUUCGCCGACGGCACCAAAUGCAGGGAGGAUCCCAAGCAUAUAUGCAUAAAUGGAGACUGCGUGCCAGACCCGAGAAACCUAAGGAAUGGGACCUUUGUAAAACCUCCAAAAAACUAUACUAAACAAUUUAAAGGUACGAAAUAAUAUGCUGCUGUGCCUCUCAAUGUUGGUAUUGAGUAAUGCGACUGUCUACAUUGUUGUGAAAACGUUCCACCCGCACAAAGAGCAAUUUUAGUGAGAGGAUGACAAUGGUCCCUCGAACGUCUGCAAAAUUGUAUCUCAGAAGUUCGGUAGAAACCAUGCG
This is a messenger RNA of Dermacentor albipictus, 1833 nucleotides long. The record is from RefSeq and is a predicted model, not a curated record. Lineage: Eukaryota; Metazoa; Arthropoda; Arachnida; Ixodida; Ixodidae.